AUGUGUGUCCCGCGCGCUGCUCAUCCACGCGCGCGUCUGACGCGCCACGGCCCCGUUCCCGUUGCAGACACCGCCUACGUGAUCUCGUACUCGGUCAUCCUGCUCAACACGGAUGCGCACAAUCCGCAGGUGAAGAAGCGCAUGACGCGCGCAGACUUCGUGAAGAACAACCGCGGGAUCAACGAGGGUGCGGAUCUCCCCGAGGAGCUGCUGUCCGCCAUCUUUGACGACAUCGUGAACAAUGGGAUCCGGAUCAAGGAUGAGGUGGACUCGAGCCUGGUCGCGUCGCUCGCGCCGGGUGCGGGGCUGGCGAGCGCGCUCGCCACGGUCGGGCAGGACUUGCAGAGGGAGGCGUAUAUGCUGCAGUCGAACGGCAUGGCGCACAAGACCGAGGCGCUGUUCAGGACGAUGAUGCAGUCCCAGUGCAAGGGUUCGCGGAGUGGCGGGCAGUUCUUCAGCGUGUCGCACUUCUUACACGUCUGGCCCAUGUUCGAGGUCGCGUGGAUCCCGUUCCUCGCGGGGAUCUCGGGCCCACUGCAGGAGACGGACAACCUGGAUGUCGUGGAGCUCUGCCUCGACGGCUUCCGAAAUGCGGUCCGGAUCGUAUGCUUCUUCGACCUCGAGCUGGAGCGCAACGCGUUCGUGACGACGCUCGCAAAGUUCACGUUCCUGAACAACCUCGGGGAUAUGAAGACAAAGAACAUGGAGGCGGCCCAGAUGCUUCUCGACGUCACAGUCAUGAAGGGCAAUAACCUCAAGGGUUCGUGGCGCGAGGUGCUCUCGCGCACACGAAAGCUGCCCAACGAGGAGCUGGCGAAUGAGAGUAGAUCGACGCACAUCACCGUCGCGGCGGACAUGACCCCUGCUCCUGUACUUGUGCCGCUUGGGUAUAUCAUGAGAGACUUUACGCAUUCCUACCUCGCAGCCUUCCAAGUUUCAACUCAGUCGAUCGGAUUGGCAAGGUCCCACGGCGCCCUCUAUGUUGUUAGCGACACGACAGCUCAAGCAACUCGGUAUUUUAGUAGAAGAUUGUCGUUGUCCCUACAAGAACCUUUUGCACUCCAGCUUUCAAUGCCUUCCGUGUCACAGGAGUGCCUCAAUGCCCUCGCCUCCCGGGUCAAAUCUUCACUCAAGCUCUUGCGCACGCUCAAAGUUCAACAGGCUGCUGCGCAGAGCACCAUCUCCAUGCUCAAGUCGAAGGUUUCCUCGCUCGGGUCACUCGCCCAGGCAUCCUAG
Heterobasidion irregulare TC 32-1 is the source of this 1236-nucleotide messenger RNA. RefSeq lists its product as uncharacterized. The coding region runs from base 1 to 1236 and encodes 411 amino acids. Gene Ontology annotation, biological process: regulation of ARF protein signal transduction. Lineage: Eukaryota; Fungi; Basidiomycota; Agaricomycetes; Russulales; Bondarzewiaceae. Gene Ontology annotation, molecular function: guanyl-nucleotide exchange factor activity. The record is from RefSeq and is a predicted model, not a curated record. The transcript is spliced from 6 exons.